Molecule: messenger RNA, 1262 nt
Organism: Gossypium raimondii (Peruvian cotton)
Lineage: Eukaryota; Viridiplantae; Streptophyta; Magnoliopsida; Malvales; Malvaceae
Product: ataxin-3 homolog
Exons: 2
Coding region: 145-1056 (303 amino acids)
Biological process (GO): protein deubiquitination
Cellular component (GO): nucleus
Molecular function (GO): cysteine-type deubiquitinase activity
Source: RefSeq, a predicted model, not a curated record
UUUCAUCAUCUUCUUCGUACUUCCAUUGCUUUAAGCCAUAAAUUAAAAAAUAAUUCAAAAAAUAUCAACAAAUAAGGGUUUCCCUUUAAGGAAUUUUGUUUUAUUAUUUAAUUCCAACUGAGUGGUUUUUGUGGGUAGUGGGCAAUGGAAGGAGCAAGCAAUGGCGGUAUGUUGUACCACGAGGUACAAGAGUCGAAGCUGUGUGCCGUCCAUUGCGUCAACACGGUGUUACAAGGACCUUUCUUCUCUGAAAUCGAUUUAGCGGCUUUAGCCUCCGAUCUCGACUCCAAAGAGCGCCAGAUGAUGCUUCAAGGAACCACCACCGCCGCCGCCGGUGAUUUCCUCUCUGAGGAAUCCCACAAUGUCUCUCUCGGUGGCGAUUUUAGCAUCCAGGUUUUGGAAAAAGCUUUGGAAGUCUGGGAUUUGCAAGUUAUUCCCCUUGAUUGCCCCGUUGCGGAGCCUGCUCAAAUUGAUCCUGAGCUGGAAAAUGCAUUCAUUUGUCAUCUCCACGAUCAUUGGUUUUGCAUCCGGAAAGUCAAUGGAGAAUGGUAUAAUUUUGACAGUCUUUAUGCAGCCCCGCAACACUUCUCGAAGUUUUAUCUCUCGGCCUAUCUGGACUCCUUGAAAGGAUCUGGCUGGAGCAUUUUCCUGGUGAGGGGAAACUUUCCGAAAGAAUGCCCCAUUUCUUCCUCUGAAGCCUCAAAUGGUUACGGGCAGUGGCUAUCCCCUGAGGACGCUGAAAGGAUAACUAAAUCAUGCAACUUAACACAAGCUCCUCCUCAAAGAAACAAUAUGUCUCAACAACAACAUACCGAGCGGUUGCCUUCAUUGGCCGAGACUGACCUGCAAAUGCUUUCAGAUAUGGAAGAUGAAGACUUGAGGGCUGCAAUCGCCGCUAGUUUGAUGGAUUCUUCUCCAGCCACGGCCAGCGGUGAGUCCAGCAUCCCUAAAACUGAAAUCGCCGCUAGUUUGAUGGAUUCUUCUCCAGCCACGGCCAGUGGUGAGUCCAGCAUCCCUAAAACUGAAAAUAAAGAUAUAUCUGAAAAAACAGCAUAAGAAGAAAUUAUAUAUAUUAUGCUGUGCAAGUGACAAAAAUCCAUGUCAGAUUUUCGAUGUUUUGAACCGACAUUUUUGGCUCGAGGUUGUUGCAUUGUCGCAGUAUAUACAUUCAUUACACGGUUUUCUAGUCAAAAUUUAACACUGUAGGAAGGUACUUUUGUUUAGAUAUGUCGUAAUUUUGCUGAUAUAUAGUUUUUAGACCA